Fusarium falciforme is the source of this 2607-nucleotide messenger RNA. RefSeq names its product Peptidase-S8 domain-containing protein. Gene Ontology annotation, molecular function: serine-type endopeptidase activity. NCBI's taxonomy places the organism in Eukaryota, Fungi, Ascomycota, Sordariomycetes, Hypocreales, Nectriaceae. The transcript has 6 exons. The record is from RefSeq and is a predicted model, not a curated record. Gene Ontology annotation, biological process: proteolysis. Bases 1 to 2607 code for a protein of 868 amino acids.
AUGGCCUCUUCCGACACGGUCGUCAACUUCGCGGUGGAUGUCACUGAACGCCUGGCCACCGUAGCGCGAGGCGUUGGCGUAAGCGACCGGGACGACAAACUCUUCUGCCCGGCGUUAGCCGCCGCGCUGUGGCUGGUCAAUCAGCACCUGAAGGACCAGAAACGAUCAGACCUUGGAACACGUUUGUUGAAGUUGCUCAGUAACCUUGAAAGGAUAUGCAAGCCACCAACAGGCCCAAGCCCAUCCAGAGGAGCAAACCGCGAUCUCGCCAAUCAGUAUCCUGGGCUGAGUCUGCUUCGCCAAAACAACCGAAAAAAUGCUGUUGACGGCAUCCGCAAGCUAGCCUCACGCCGGAGUCCUGAAGGGAGAAAGAAGCAGCAGGAUCUACUAAGAAUCCUCGAGGCGUUCAUCAAACCCCUCACUGCUGCAGAUGAGACGCCAAAUCCCAAGACAAAGGCCGAGGGUUGGGUAGGAGAUGACUUCACUGGCUCAAUGCGGACCCUGUACAAGGUUCUAUCUUCGUACAUCUUUUGCAAUGCUGGGAGUGAGCAGACCCAGAUCGCAGGAAGGCUUCGACUAGCCCUUGAGAGCGGAGCAGAGGGCGAUUCUCCAGCGUUCGACCUGAUGUUCCUUGCACAUCCGCAUCACGAGCUGCAAGAGGAAGCUUUCCGAUGGCGUGAAACACGUAUCGCCGUAGAUCGCAGGAAGGCCAAAUUUGCUGUCGCGGGCGGCGAGGACGUGAAACUCCAUAUCGACGGCCCAACGCACAUUGCCGACUUUUGUGAGAGAAUCAGCACAAGGGAACAAUACCAAUUGUCUCUCAAGGUAUCAGGCAAACAACUGCACUUUGUUGAAUGGUGCGAAGGAGCAAGAUCAUGGGUGCCCAACACACCCUCCGUGUCCUUGUCUACCAUCUUGAGGAACCACAAGCUGUCCCAAAAGAUGAAGUAUCUGCUCUCCUAUCUUCUAGCCAAGUCAGUGUGGCAGUUCUACUCCACCGAUUGGAUGGGUAAGGAGUGGACAAACGAGAGCAUACACUUCAUGUUUGAGCGUCGCCAGGGAGCCAAAAACGCCGGCAUUUACCUGAAUGAACCCUUCAUCUCGGCUCGCUUUGACCCAGAUAGCAGCAGCAACGACGCCGAGUUCCGGCCUCACAAGUUCCCCAAGAUAAAGGCCCUCGGUAUCGUCUUGCUGGAGAUCGAGCUGGGAACAGUCAUCGAAGAUCACUAUGAAGAGGAGUGCUACGCCCCUGAUGGAGAGCUCAAUGCCGAUGCGGACUUGUACGCCGCCCUCAAGCUCUUCGAUGACCCCGACAGGUUGGAAGAUACCUUCCCGCUGCUGAAGACUGUAAUUGGGGACUGUCUGCGACCUACCAAGUUCAUGCAACACCGCCAAAGUGUUGAGGAGCUUCGCAAGGUCUUGCAAGAGGAUGUGGUAGAUCAUCUACACACUCUUAUAAAGCUCUACGGCCAGCCAGAGAAGAUUGACCUCAAACCGACCGUACAGAUGCAGACAUCGCAGAUACGACAAAUAACACAACCACCCCGCAGCGCGCCUCUACUGCAACAACCACAAGUACCAAGAAACGUCCCCAGCCAACAACAAGCCGUGAACGCAAAAUCUGUCGUCUUCAACGGGGCUGUGGCCAGCUCCAUCACGCAGGCCUCGUCCAAGGCUUGGUUCGAGGAGUUGGAUCAGCUCAACGAGGUCCUCUCUUCACUACCAAAUGAGAUUGACCCAACAUACAAACCAGUUCGUGUUGCUGUCAUUGACACGGGCAUCAAUGGGAGCGACAUAUAUGCUAAGCAUAUACGAGGCUACCGAGAUUUCGUGACAAACAAAGAUGACAUAAAACAAGACAAUACAGGACAUGGGACCAACUCAGUUAAGCUGGUAUACAAAGUCUGUGCUGAUGCUGAAGUGUAUGUCGCCCGAGUAUUUGAGUACGAUGAGGCGGACGAUGACACGCAGGACCUAAUGUUGAAGGCAAUCGAACAUGCAAAGAAUGUCUGGAAUGUGGACAUCAUCAGCAUCGCGUCCGGCUUCGAGCGAGAUCACGCCUUGAUGAGGAGAGCGAUUAAGAGAGCCGCCAGUGAUGGAACUCUGGUGUUCGCCGCGGCUUCAAACUACGGAAAUAUUAGACAGGUUACCUUUCCUGCACGCAUGCAGGACGUGAUAUGCGUCUACUGCACAGAUGGUCGAGCAAAGGUCUCGCAGUCAAUCAACCCAGCUGCUCAAACCACCAAGUCCAAGAACUUUGCCAUCCUCGGCGAAGGUGUUUCAGUACCACCGUCAAUAAGAGAGCAGGUCACGGGCACGUCAGUGGCAACGAGCAUCGCAGCUGGCCUGGCCGGACGGUUACUCGAUUUUUCACGGCAGAAGGAUUGUCGACAACGAAUACGAUGCGUGGGGAACUUGGCGAGUGUAGAGGGCAUCUCGGCGGUAUUCAGUCACAUGGCAAAGGGGGCCGAGGAUUAUAAGUAUAACUGUGUGGUACCAGGAAGGCUCUUGCAGCACUUGGAUGAGGGUGAAGGGAGGGCGAUGAAGAGGGCAAGGAUAUGCGAGAGGCUUUCAACAGCGUUGGAAAAUAUUGACCUAGAUGUAUAA